Molecule: messenger RNA, 1118 nt
Organism: Aedes albopictus (Asian tiger mosquito)
Lineage: Eukaryota; Metazoa; Arthropoda; Insecta; Diptera; Culicidae
Product: farnesol dehydrogenase-like
Exons: 4
Coding region: 123-869 (248 amino acids)
Molecular function (GO): oxidoreductase activity
Source: RefSeq, a predicted model, not a curated record
GUCAACUCCAGUCAAUUGAAGCCCUCGGUUCAGUCGAAACAAUUCAUUUAUAUCUACUCCAGUGAUUCUACAUACAGCUCAGUAGAGCAUCGGAUACGAUUCUGAUCACAUCGCACAAGAACAUGGAUAAAUGGAUUGGAAAGGUGGCCCUGGUGACCGGCGCCAGUUCGGGCAUUGGACAAGACGCGGCCUUAGCUUUGGCCAACGCCGGAAUGGUUGUAGUGGGCAUAGCUAGGCGGGUGGAACUGAUUGAAGACCUUGGCACCAAAGUGACCGGAUGUGGUAAGAUUUACGCCCGCAGGUGCGACGUGGCCAAUGAAGAUGCGAUCCUGCAGACGUUCGGCUGGAUCCGGAAGGAGUUGGGUGGAGUCGACGUUCUAGUUUCCAAUGCUGGAGUGUUUCUUUGUAAUUUUGUUACACAAAGCACCACGUCGGAUUUCCGUGAUACUUUCGAUGUUAAUGUCGUAGCAACCUGCAUCUGUAUAAGGGAAGCCGUGAAGGAUAUGAAGGAACGAGGAGGUCCAGGAUACAUCUUUAUCAUCAAUAGCAUUCUGGGAAAACGUAUACCGGAUGUGUCGGUUCCAAUGUUCGGUGCCUAUCCAGCGUCAAAAUACGCUCUGACUGGUUUGGCCGAAGUUGUUCGGAAGGAACUGAUAUACUUUCAAUUGCCAGUUAGGUUAACCAGUAUUCACCCAGGAAUGGUACAAACCGACAUGAUUAAAGUUUUCGAUUCAUCACUAGCUCAACGGCUUCCAAAACUGCAGGUUGGAGAUAUAACUUCAAACAUACUCCACUGUUUGACAUCACCAUUGGACGUGCAGAUCGAUGAUAUUACCGUAAUGCCGUCUAUGGUUCCCUCUGCCCAAUAAGAUGUUUGAAAAUUGUCACAAUCAACCGCCAAUCUAAAAUAAUGAAGCUUGUACUAAGGGAAGGUAACCAUAACAGUUAAUCUCAUGCUUUCUCUUCACCACUAGGUAUAUAUGAAUUCAUUUCACCGACAGCACGACAAAAUGUGUUAGUCGAGAAACAUGCAUAUGUGUAAACUAUUAGAUGACAAUAAAAAAUCGAACUUGAUUCGAUUACCCAUGACCUCUGUAAAUAAAAGUGAAACAUUUCAA